AUGCCAUCAGGGUCCGAGUCUAUACGCGCCGGGCCUUUGGUUCAAGCAUUGGUUGUCUUUUUUGUCAAGGUGCGAGAUCAGAAAUAUGUUCGACGAUUGUGGAAGCCUUCCCCCGGUAUUAUGUCGGCAUCGAACUUGUGCAUCAAGGUCAAACCGUAUGACAACAUGGCUGAGGCCCACACCAUGCAAUUUAUAGCACAGCAAACCUCAAUCCCUGUGCCAAAAGUCAUUUGCGCUUUUACUCACAAAGGCAAAACCUACAUCGUCAUGAGCAAGAUAGAUGGGCAAAUGAUAGGGCGUGGGUGGAAUAACCGGCCUGAGAAAUCGAAGCGCCGGAUCUUGGAGCAACUUCAAGCCAUGGUCGCCGAACUCCGCGGCAUCCCUCCUCCCGACGGCACCGGAGUUGGUAAUGUCAACGGAGGCCCCUUCUGCGACUGUCGCCUACCCUCCAAACUUCAUUGGGGUCCAUAUACAUCGGUUCGCGAUUUUCAUGAAGCACUCGCAAACGGCGCAAACAUGGAUCUGGAAUACGAGAACCUGCCUGAAGGGAUGCCGGAGCUUUUUCGAUUUUAUCGACAAUCGAGCAAUGUUUUGGUUUUUUCGCAUGGUGACCUUAGUAGUUUAAAUAUCCUCGCUCGAGGUGAUGAACUCGUUGGCAUCAUUGACUGGGAGACGGCAGGAUGGUUUCCCCCGUAUUGGGAGUAUACUUGCGCCAAGUAUGCAAACCCGCAAAAUGCUUUCUGGGCAGAUGAGGUAGACCAUUUCUUGCCAGCUAUGCCUUAUGAGCUCAAGAUGGAGAAUAUUAGACGCCAAUAUUUUGGCGCUUUCUGA
Neoarthrinium moseri is the source of this 831-nucleotide messenger RNA. RefSeq lists its product as uncharacterized. The record is from RefSeq and is a predicted model, not a curated record. The transcript has a single exon. Bases 1 to 831 code for a protein of 276 amino acids. NCBI's taxonomy places the organism in Eukaryota, Fungi, Ascomycota, Sordariomycetes, Amphisphaeriales, Apiosporaceae.